ACAGCUGCACCAGAAGCUCAGAUCACAUUAUCUUAUCAUCGGCAACGCCAAGCAAUGCAAGCUGCAGCCAUGGCAGCACAUACUAUCGUCACUGCUUCCCCUUCCCACCAUACCUUUCUCUCCCCAUUCCCAAGCCGUAACCUACCUUGCGUUCAAUCUACAUUCAGGGGUCUUCCUCUCAGGCUCCCCCGUCAGUCUCUGUCCAUCUCCGUCGCUGCUCCAAAAAGGUCUCUUGCUAUAGUUGCUGCCACCAAGAAAGCAGUCGCCGUCCUCAAAGGUGAUUCUAAAGUGGAAGGGGUCGUCACGUUGACCCAGGAAGAUGAUGGUCCAACCACUGUCAAUGUUUGUAUUACUGGACUUACUCCUGGGCCUCAUGGGUUCCAUCUACAUGAGUUUGGUGACACAACAAAUGGAUGCAUGUCAACUGGAGCACAUUUCAAUCCUAACAACAUGACACAUGGUGCUCCUGAGGAUGAAAUCCGUCAUGCGGGUGACCUGGGAAACAUAAUAGCCAAUGCUGAUGGAGUAGCAGAGGCCAAAAUUGUGGAUAACCAGAUACCACUUAGUGGUCCCAACGCAGUUAUUGGAAGAGCACUGGUGGUUCAUGAGCUUGUGGAUGAUCUUGGAAAGGGUGGGCAUGAACUUAGUCUUACCACUGGCAAUGCAGGUGGAAGAUUAGCCUGUGGUGUUGUUGGUUUGACUCCAGUGUAGCUCUCUUCUGGACUAGCAUUAUUAGUCACUUGCUUUCACCGUUUCUCUCAUAGAGCAAGAUGUUCCCACUAAAGACUGUCAUGUAAAAUUACGGACGUAGCAAGUGUCAGGAAAAUAUGUUUGCAUUGAUUGGUCUUUGUUUACCAUCAUUUCCUACUGAAUAAAGCUUGUGGUUGUGGAUAUGAUGUGCUAUGGUUGUGAAUGUGAACAAGUGGUUAUGCUUGCAGACCUCAAUCUUUGUCACCAAGCGUGUGAAUGCAAUAUAGAACUUACUUCUAAUUUUGUUUACUUGAAUUGAAUUAUUACUUUAGUUCCUUCUUUCUUGUAGACUUUCAAAUAGGAUAAGCUGUUAUUCUCGGCCAGUGAUAGCCUAUUGGCUAGAUAAUGUUGCCUAUCUCUAUGUAUCAUUAAAGUAAUUUGGAAUCAAAUCUUAUCUUCAACAUGGAUUUGAAGGAUUAAUCAAUUAAAUCGAUGGAGGCAAUUAAGUGUGAGGUUCAAGUGGAGUGAGUGAAAACAGUGCAAGUCCUAAUUAGCAUUUGAGUUGGCACAGGGUCAUUGUCUUUGAAGGUUUCUAGUCUUCUAUUUCUUCAGUGUGUUAUGCAUUAGUUACAACUUCCAAGCAUUACUAACACUCAAAGUCAUGACUGUUCUCAC
Messenger RNA from Rubroshorea leprosula, 1365 nucleotides. The record is from the annotation of a GenBank genome assembly. NCBI's taxonomy places the organism in Eukaryota, Viridiplantae, Streptophyta, Magnoliopsida, Malvales, Dipterocarpaceae.